Molecule: messenger RNA, 1993 nt
Organism: Wyeomyia smithii (pitcher-plant mosquito)
Lineage: Eukaryota; Metazoa; Arthropoda; Insecta; Diptera; Culicidae
Product: maltase 2-like
Exons: 3
Coding region: 93-1913 (606 amino acids)
Biological process (GO): carbohydrate metabolic process
Source: RefSeq, a predicted model, not a curated record
GUCGAAUGCCUAGUCUGUAUCGAUCUGUCGUGAAAUCGCGUAAUUACCCGGUCCAGCAGUACUAGUUUUGUAUUAUACGUCAAAGUGGUGAAAUGAAGUUGGUGCUGUGGUUUCUGUUCGGGCUCUGUGUUUGGGCAGAAGGGAUAAAUUUCGCCAGAGAGGAUGAUGAACAUGAUCACGGUCCCGAGUUAGACUGGUGGGAAAACGGAGUGUUCUACCAGAUCUACCCGCGCUCGUUUAAAGACUCGGAUGACGACGGUGUUGGUGAUAUCAAGGGUAUCAUUGAAAAGCUAGAUCAUCUAGCGGAUUUGGGAGUGACGGGUGUAUGGUUCAGUCCACUGUUCAAGUCACCGAUGAAGGACUUUGGUUACGAUAUCUCAAACUUUCGCGAAAUAGAUGAGGUUUUCGGAACGAUGGAAGACUUUGAUGCGUUACUUGUGAAGGCCAAGGAGCUGGGUAUCAAAGUUAUUUUGGACUUCGUUCCGAAUCACACCAGUGACGUGCACGAAUGGUUCCAGAAAGCGAAGAACGGUGAUCCCGAGUUCAGGAAUUUUUACGUGUGGCGAGAAGGCAAGGAUGGGGGUCCACCAAACAAUUGGCAAUCAGUCUUCCAUGUGGACGCGUGGAGCUUGCCUACCGACGUGGACGUGGAGGGCAAUGAAUACUAUCUGCACCAGUUUGACGCAGGCCAACCAGAUCUAAACUACAACGAACCGAAAGUGAAGCAAGAGAUGACCGAAAUGAUGGAGUUUUGGUUUGAUAAAGGCGUCGAUGGAUUCCGUAUUGAUGCCAUCAACCACGCCUACGAGCACCCAGAUUUUCUAGACGAGCCGCUAAUCGAUGAGACCGAACCAUUGUUUUACGAGAACAUGCAUCACAUUUAUACUAUGAAUCAGAACGAGUCCUACGAUCUUAUUUACGACUGGAGAGAACUGUUCGAUGAGCAUUCCGUUAAGGCUGGUAGCACUAAACUGAUGAUGACCGAAGCAUAUGCCGAUCUGGAGCAAACAAUGCGAUGGUAUGGAAAUGAUGAGCGCAACGGCUCUCAUUUUCCUUUCAAUUUCGCCAUGAUAAACCGAGUGACAAAUGCCACAAACGCCGCCGAAAUGAAAGUGAUUAUUGACGAGUGGCUGGACAACAUGCCUGAUGGAGCGAAUGCUAAUUGGGUCUUGGGAAACCACGACCGGCCGAGAAUUGCGUCACGCUUUGGUACUGACAGGGCUGCUAGUUUUGCCAUUCUAGAAUUAUUGUUACCGGGAAUAGCCGUCGUGUAUUACGGUGAAGAAAUUGGCAUGGUAGAUAACCGUGCAAUUACAUUCAAUGACACGAAAGAUCCACAGGCAAUAAAUACAAGCCCAGAAACGUACCAGCUGUAUACUAGAGAUCCGGUACGAACUCCCUUCCAGUGGGAUGAUUCAGAUUACGCCGGAUUCAAGACCACCGCCGGGGAGAAACCAUGGUUGCCAGUACAUCCUAACUACAAGGAGGUGAACUUGGCUGCUCAGAAAACAAAUUCCAAAAGCAUGUAUAACUUAUACAAGCAAUUAAUUGAGUUACGAAAGAAGCAUACUUUGCAGUAUGGAGAUUUCACAGCGAAAGCUUUGGUAAACAACGUGUUCGCAUUCGAGAGGUCGCUAGCCGACCAUAACUCCUACGUGGUGGUCAUUAAUCUGGUCUCAUCGGAAGUGCAGCUCAAUUUGAAAAAUUUGAACGAAAAUAUCAGUAAGGUCAAGGUUGUUCUAACUACGCCGGACUCCGAUUACGCAGCUGACGCUGAAGUAGCGGAUGUGGAAAACAUGAUAUUGCGAAGCCAUGACGCGGUGGUCUUUGAGGUUAUCGCUGGCAGUGCAGCGCUAACGGGAUCGUUGCUGUUGCUCUUGGUGGCAGUGUUGCGAUCGUUAUUCAUACAAUGAACAUAACUUUAUUCGAAUAUAUGUUUAUUAUUGUGUACAAAUUUAAGCUGAAAUUAGAAGUUUUGAAGUGAUUCCCAUGA